ACAUCUUCCUAGUCGAUUCAAUUGAAUUUUUCAAAAAAAAUCCCUUGUUGAAAACAUGCUGCUCACUGCCCUAGUAUCGGCCGUUCUUCCACCAGUCCACUUACUGGCUUACUCCGCUUUGAUUGGAACGGAACUAUAUCAGACCUUCGUGGUAACGAAGAUUACUUACAGGGCGUUGCCUAGACCGGCAUUUGUGGGUUUGCAAAAGCAACUUUUCCCAGCCUACUUCAGGGCCCAAUCGUUGCUUUUGCUUGCCGUCGCGCUGACACGUCCACCUUACGGACCAUUCUCGUCAUUCGGAGAACCGGCCAGCUGCAUUCCUUUCACAAUAGCCGGUGUGACUGCAGGAUUGAACUUGGCCCUGUAUGGGCCUCGAACUAGGGCUUUGAUGAUUGAGAGGGCAACGCAAGCAAUACACAAUUCAAAUUUGCAUGGUGGUCAAGGUGGAAAGAGUGAGAAAAUGCUUAUGCUGGACAAAGCGUUUUCUCGUGCUCAUGCAAUGAGCAUUCAUUUGAAUCUAAUCACAAUUAGCGCAACACUUUGGUAUGGGUGGCAGCUGGCUUCAAAGCUGCAGUUCUAG
This is a messenger RNA of Bipolaris maydis ATCC 48331, 580 nucleotides long. RefSeq lists its product as uncharacterized. The record is from RefSeq and is a predicted model, not a curated record. NCBI's taxonomy places the organism in Eukaryota, Fungi, Ascomycota, Dothideomycetes, Pleosporales, Pleosporaceae.